This is a messenger RNA of Dimorphilus gyrociliatus, 2625 nucleotides long. The record is from the annotation of a GenBank genome assembly. NCBI's taxonomy places the organism in Eukaryota, Metazoa, Annelida, Polychaeta, Dinophilidae.
AACACCGUUCGAUUUUCAUUCAGCCAGAAAACAGACGUGUUUGUGAGAAAUAACUUUAACAUAUUAAAGAAGAAACUUGGUUUGUAUAUUUUAAUUAUGGUGUUUGCACAUUAAAAUACUUGUCAAAUAUAUAAAAAUCGUUGAAUAAUUAUUUUAUUUAACUGUAAAGCCAUGUCAUCCACGUUUUUUGACGUAAGCAAUUUUCAGAUAGUGUUAACUGCGAAUAUUGUUUUAACGCAAUUGGCAAUGCGUGUAUGUGAUAAAAAUAAUCUGCCAAAUAUAAAGUCAAAAAUGCCUAAGAAAAGUAAAAAGAAACAACACCGAAAACGAUCAGAUCGAAAAGAAGCAGUUGAUGAGUCAUCAGACGAUGGAAGAUCUGGAAGAUGCCUUCAUUUUAAUAAGGCUACUAAUAUAAACAGCAUGAAGAAAGCUCUUAAGCAACAGCGUGUCAUCGGACGUUGCUCUGGUUGUAUGAAAGAAUCAGCGGCGAGUGGCGGAGCAGAUUCUGAAGACGAUGUUAUUGUAUGGAUUUGCUUGCAAUGUGGUUACCAGGGAUGUGGAAGGAAUACAAAGGACAGACACUCAUUAAAACAUUUUGAAACUCCAAGAUCUAAUUCUCAUUCCCUAGUAUGCAAUUCGUCUACAAUGGAAUUAUGGUGUUAUGAAUGCGACGAUUAUAUUCCACCUCCGGGAAAUAGAUUUGACGAUUUUUUAGAAGUCAUAAAAAAAUUUAUUGAUCAAUCAACACCAUCACGUAUGAAUUCUCAUAAAUCUGACUCUUCGGAGGAUAAUAACUUUAAUAGUAAAUGUGCUACUGGAUCUUCUCAACCAUCACAAUUGAAUCACAAAAUUAAGGGUCUCAGUAAUUUAGGCAAUACAUGCUUUUUCAAUGCUGUAAUGCAGAGUCUGAAUCAGACACCUGGCUUAGAUACUCUCAUAGUAGAACAUGCUAAAUCAACGGCUAUGAUGACUUUACCAGGGUGCAAUCAGGUUUCUGACUCAGAAGGUAGCUCUGGUGAUGAGGAAAAAGAUAUAGCACGUAGUGCAGAGUCGAUUAAAUUAGAAUUAGGUGAAUGUGGUAACCUGACCCAGGCAUUAGCCAGCUUUUUAAGAGAUAUGCAGCAUCAAAAAGGCCAUGUCCUUACUCCAAACAUAUUAUUUGGCAAUGUUUGUAAAAAAGCACCAAAGUUUAAGGGUUAUCAACAACAAGACAGCCACGAAUUGCUAAGAUAUCUCUGGGAUGGAGUAAAGGCAGAAGAAAUAAAAAGAGUACAGUCUGCUGUGUGCCUAAAAUUGAAUAUUGGUGAAAAAAAGAAAAGUGGACAGUUAACACCAAAUAUGAAAUCGCUUGUCAAAUAUUACGGACGCCAAGCACGACAUACAAUUGUUGAUAAUAUAUUCGGUGGACUGUUUAUUUCAACAGUAACGUGCGAGGAAUGUCAAACUCCGUCUCAAAUAUUUGAACCAUUCUUGGAUAUUUCGUUGCCUAUCACUGAGGAUAAGUUGAGCGGUUCUUUUAAGUCGAAGAGAGGCGAAAGGAGAGCUAAAGCACAAGCAGCUGCCAAAUUACCGGCCAAUGUUGCUCCUGCUGCUAGUGAGGACUCCGAUCAAUGCUCGGACGCUGACGUGGAAGAUAAUCUUUCUACGAAUGCUAAUUCUGUUAUAGAUGAUAAUGUUGCAAUUGAUAAAGAGAAAGGGGACAAUUCAGCUGCACAUAUUGGCUCUGUAGAAUCACUCGCAGAGGAAAUCGGUCAGCUGAAAGUGAAUGGAGCGGAAUUUAAUGGGGUCGCAGAAAAAGAAUUAAAACGAAAGCAUUACAUUGUCGAAAAAGCAAUGCGCUCGUUAGGAGCACCUUAUCAUAGCCAACAGAACGAAUGCUCUGUUCAAUCCUGCUUUAGUAAUUUUACUGCACCUGAAGUAUUGACAGGAAAUAAUAAAUUCAAUUGUAGAUACUGUUCAAAAACCUCUGAGAAUUCUCAAGUGGUACUGCGAAAUGCAAGCAAGAGGGUUUUAAUAUUUAUUCCUCCCUCUGUUUUAACGAUUCAUUUAAAGAGAUUUCAACAAAUUGAUUAUGUAACACGGAAAGUGAACAGAAUGGUGCAAUUCCCUUUUGUUUUGGAUAUUUCACCAUACUGUAGUUCACAGGCGUUAAACAUAAAUAGCAAUCGAGUCUUAUACAACCUUUACGCGGUCGUGGAGCAUUCUGGUAGAAUAUCGGGAGGCCAUUACACAGCCUAUGUAAAGGUCAGGUCAUCAAGAUCAAUAAAAAAUUUCCUUAAUUCGAUCGAGCAAAAUAGCAUCCGUUUGAGCAAAAUCAAUGAAUUAAAACAAAUGUUCUGUAAUGACGAUCAAGAAGUGGACGGGAAUCCUGGUAGAUGGUUUUACAUAAGUGAUAGUAGGGUUAGUGAAGUUAAUGAAGACGCUGUAGCUAAAUGUCAAGCGUAUCUCUUAUUCUAUGAAAGAGUGCUGUGAUUUUUUUCAGGUUAUAUGCUUACUUAAAUUCUGACGUGCCGUAUUUUUUUAAUCGAUAUUUUUUAUUUAUUUCGUCCGUGCUUGCGUAUACUUAAGAAAAAACAACAAAUGAUUUAUUUAUAUUAAUCUUAUAGUUUCCAGUCAGUAGGAAAG